Molecule: messenger RNA, 1131 nt
Organism: Miscanthus lutarioriparius
Lineage: Eukaryota; Viridiplantae; Streptophyta; Magnoliopsida; Poales; Poaceae
Source: the annotation of a GenBank genome assembly
AUGGCGCUGGAGGCAGUGGUGUUCUCUGAAGGACUCUUUGGCUGCUGGACCAUGCCGGCUCCGGCUCCAGCAGAAAAUGUGAGUGGCGGGGGCAUGGAGGGGAUGAUCAUGGACUUGGAAGGGGGCACCGCCGCCGCCUACAGGGACGACGUGGGCCCAGGUGCCUGCGUGAUGAUGCAAGGGGCUGAGGGCCCGGUCGGCAGCUCUGGCAAUGCAGCUGCAGCUGCAGCUGGUACUGACUUUGUUGCCCACCACCACCAGCACCAGGAGCAGGUGGCAGCAGCCGCGGCGGCGGCAACGAAGAUGUCGUCGCCGCUGCCGGCAGCAGCGAGGCGGAAGCGGCGCAGGACGAGGAACGUCAAGAACAGGGAGGAGGUGGACAGCAAGCGGAUGACCCACAUCGCCGUCGAGCGCAACCGCCGCAAACAGAUGAACGAGUACCUCGCCGUGCUCCGCUCCCUCAUGCCGCCGUCCUACGUGCAAAGGGGCGACCAGGCGUCCAUAAUUGGCGGCGCCAUCAACUACGCCAAGGAGCUGGAGCAGCUGCUGCAGUCCCUGGAGGCCCGGAAACACGCCCGCCACGACCUCCACGCCGCGCCGGCGGUGCCCUUGGCUGCCUUCUUCACCUUCCCGCAGUACGCGAUGAGCGCCGGUGGCGCCCGGUCCACCGCCACCGCCACCACCGAGAACACGACACUCCGACCAGAAGGUCACCGCGACGGGAAGAAGAAUAGUGCCGACGACGCGGACGCCAGCGACGAUGCCGCUGCUGCUGCUUCGGGAUCGAGGCCAUCGGACGUGGCGGACAUUGAGGUGACCAUGGUGGAGAGCCAUGCCAACCUGAAGGUGCUGUCCCGGCGGCGACCGAGGCAGGUGCUGCGCCUGGUCGCCGGGCUGCAGGGCCACCGCCUCGCCGUGCUGCACCUCAACGUCACCAGCGCCGGCUCGAUGGCGCUCUACUCUCUCAGCCUCAAGCUGGGAGACGACUGCGCGCCCUAUUCGGUGGACGACAUCGCGGCGGCUGUCCACCGCAUCGUGGAGGCGAUCGAGCAAGAGGAGCAGGAGCAUUUUCGAGAUGGUAGCUGCGGCGAGCGAGCUCAUCGCCUUAUCGGAUCACGGGUUGUUGAAUAG